GGGGAGUUGGUGCUGUUUUGCCUGGGGAUUGGCUCGAUCCACCAUGUCCGACUGCACAGUCUCACUCAGCCGCCCAUCUGCAGGGCGAGAGAAUGCGGAGAGGCCACUAGCUGUGCCACCUCCAUACUCUGGUGCGCCCGGACCCGAUGAGAGUCUGGAACUCCGCAGCACCUUGGAUUGCUGGGCCUGUGCCGUGCUGGUCACUGCCCAGAACGUCGUGGUCAGUAUCUUCAACAUCCUGCUCAUCGCUGCUGUCUUCGGCACUGUCCUGAUGCCUGCCAGUGUCAUGGUCAUCUUCGGCUUUCUCUGCCACUCACAGGUUCUGAAUUCCCAGGCUGCCCACUGCAAGGAGAUUUUGAAUGAUAACAGUUCCACGGCGCUGAUGGUGGUGGGUUUUGUGUUGGUGACACCGCUGGCAGUCCUGGCUCUGGCUGCUUACUGCCGGCUCGCCCGCCACCUGCAGCUCAGCCUGUGCUUCAUCCCCUACAGCAAGGCCGUUUACCGGAACCUUCCUGCCUCCCACUACCGGGGGGCAGGUCUCUGCUGCCUCAGGACAGGGAAGGCCACCAGAAAAGUCUGGGUGUAG
Carcharodon carcharias (great white shark) is the source of this 586-nucleotide messenger RNA. Its product is annotated as transmembrane protein 88-like. The coding region runs from base 44 to 586 and encodes 180 amino acids. The transcript has 2 exons. Gene Ontology annotation, molecular function: PDZ domain binding. The record is from RefSeq and is a predicted model, not a curated record. Gene Ontology annotation, cellular component: plasma membrane. Lineage: Eukaryota; Metazoa; Chordata; Chondrichthyes; Lamniformes; Lamnidae.